This is a messenger RNA of Symphalangus syndactylus (siamang), 7011 nucleotides long. It is a transcript of the gene VPS26C, whose product is annotated as VPS26 endosomal protein sorting factor C. The record is from RefSeq and is a predicted model, not a curated record. Gene Ontology annotation, biological process: intracellular protein transport. Lineage: Eukaryota; Metazoa; Chordata; Mammalia; Primates; Hylobatidae.
GUGGAAGCUUUGUUCUUUUGCUCUUUGUAAUAACUCUUGCUACUGCUCACUCUUUGGGUCCACACUGCUUUUAUGAGCUGUAACACUCACCACGAAGGUCUGCAGCUUUACUCCUGAAGCCAGCGAGACCACGAGCCCACCGCCAGGAACGAACAACUCCAGAAGCACCGCCUUAAGAGCUGUAACACUCACCGCGAAGGUCUGCAGCUUCACUCCUGAGCUAGCGAGACCACGAACCCACCAGAAGGAAGAAACUCCAAACACAUCCGAACAUCAGAAGGAACAAACUCCAGAUGCGCCACCUUAAGAGCUGUAACACUCACCACGAGGGUCCGCGGCUUCAUUCUUGAAGUCAGUGAGACCAAGAACCCACCAAUUCCGGACACACUAUGAGACUCUAUGGCUGCCGCUGAUCUGACAGGAGGCAGAACUCAGGCAGUAACGCCAGCGAUAGGGAGUGGCUAAAGGAAGGCAGAAAGGGAAGUCAAAGAGAUUCAAAGCACAAGAAGGAUUUGACGCAUCAUGGCUGGCUUUGAUGAUGGAGGGGCUCUGCCCACUGAUCAGAGAGAGGUCUUUAAAAGCCGAGAGUGGUCCCUGCUGACAGUCAGCGAGGGCACGUGACUGAAGUCCUACAACCACAAGGAACGGAAUUCUGCCAGUCACCUCAAUGAGCUUUCAAUGUCUACUGAGAUUGAUUUUUUACCACUUGAAAAUGAUGGGUGAGUCUAGCGGAAAGGGAUCCACUUCUUGAAUUCAAAUAGACUAGACUGUGAUUUUCAAGUCCCUAAUGAAUUGUUCUAAAAUCGCUGAGUUUUGAGUUGCCAGGAGAACAUUGAAGACAGAGACCAAAGCCCUGAGGGCAGAGAGGAGCUGCAAACCAAGACCUGAAUAUUUGAAAAUACCAUUUAUUAACCUUCAAAUGCAACUGUAGCUGCAGUACCAACACUGCUGGACUGUAAAACAUUUUAUAUUCUCAAGAGGGAGGCAUUCGUGAAACUAAUUCUUUUUACAGAUAAUUUCUGAUGUUAUCCCAAAAGCAAUGCACUUUAAAAAAGGAUCAAAAUCAAAGAAUUUAAACAAAAGGCAAAGAAUUUAAACAAAAAGCACUUUUCACCGCAUUAUUUAAUUAAAUCAUUUGCCAAAAUGAAAUCUGACUUUCUGCUUAUUGGCAAAAUCCUCAUUUAUAACAUUUACAAGAGAUUUUAACUCAAUAAACGAAAUAUGUUAACAGUGCACUGCCCUGCAGUAACGCCCCCCACCCCCACAAACUUUAUCUGGGGUCAGCUGUUGAUGGGAAUAAAAAUAAUAGGCAGAUUCACUUCAGCUUUCAGUCUUUCAUUUGCAACCAAUCUCCAAGCCCCAGAACCUGCGGGCCGUGUCUUUCCACCCUUCAGCGCGGGGCGCACGGAUCUGAAUAUUUAACACCCGGUUUCAGGACACGCGCCUGGGGAACACCCACAAUCCCUCGCGGCCCGCGGAGCCCGGCUGGCGGGUGACCCAGCGUCGCGGCUCCGAGAAAAGCGAGGUCACCCGGCGCUUCCCGAGACCUUGGCCCUAGGCCCAGCUGGCUCUGGGACGCGAGGCAGCCGGGCUGCCGGCCAAUCAGCCCUUUGCAGGACUAGCGCGCAGGGGCCGCACCCCUGAGGGUGACCGGAACCCUUCCCGCGGGAAGGGCAGGGAGCGGCGCCUGGCCGCAGACAGAGAAGGGGGCGCCGGCUCUUCAGAACCCCAGGGAGAAAGCGGUGGAGGGCUAGAGUUGAGAAGAUUAAGGACAUUUGAGGAGGACAGGCAUUCCCAAGUUAAAACCUCCUGAAAGACAACUCCAUAGGGCGACCCGUCUGCGCCGCACAGCCUGACGGGAGCGUCACCGUUCCUGCGCAGGCUGCAAUCGAGAGACGGCCUCGGCUCCGCCCCAGCCGCUGGGCACGCCGGGAGAGCCGAGCGUUCCUCCCUCCCUCUGCUAACCCGGACAGAAAAGGAGCAUUUCCUGCGUAAGACUGUCCCUACGGAAGGGGUGGGGCUAGUUUGGUCCCGCCUUUCAUGCCCAGAGGGGGCGGGGUGAACCGUGACAGCCCUUCUGCCAUCACUAAGGCCGGCUCCUGUGCCGGAAGGAGGAAGGCGUGGGGCGUUCGCCUCUCGGAGCUAGGGAGUGUGUGCGACAUAGCUGCGAGGUCACGUGAUCCACUGCCCGCAGAGAGGGAAAGGGGCGGGGCCCAGAACGAAGAGGAGAGGUGCCCCUCGUUUCCCUGAGGUCACGCGCAGCCGGAAGUGGCGGCUGCUGCGGAGAGUUGGAGAUGGGGACAGCCCUGGACAUCAAGAUUAAAAGAGCGAAUAAAGUUUAUCACGCCGGGCCUCAGAAGGGGAAGUUUACUCCCAGUCCCGUGGACUUCACGAUUACACCUGAAACCUUACAGAACGUCAAAGAGAGAGCUUUCCUUCCCAAAUUUCUCCUUCGAGGACGUCUCAACUCAACAAACUGUGUCAUCACACAGCCGCUUACGGGAGAGCUGGUGGUGGAGAGCUCGGAAGCCGCCAUCAGAAGCGUGGAGCUGCAGCUGGUGCGCGUGGAGACAUGCGGGUGUGCGGAAGGCUAUGCCCGCGACGCCACGGAGAUUCAGAACAUUCAAAUCGCCGACGGGGAUGUGUGCAGGGGCCUCUCUGUCCCCAUCUACAUGGUCUUCCCUAGGCUGUUCACCUGCCCUACACUGGAGACCACCAACUUCAAAGUGGGUAAGUGGCACUCGCCUCCAGCCCUCAUGGGCCCAUGGGAAGGGCCGCUCAGUGCCAGGGCCUGCUGUGGGUCACAUAGCUCAGAGCCUGCCGCCCUUCGGUCCCUCAGUGCCAGGGCCUGCCACAGGCCAUACAGCUCAGAGCCUGCCGCCCUUCGGUCCCUCAGUGCCAGGGCCUGCCACAGGCCAUACAGCUCAGAGCCUGCCGCCCUUCGGUCCCUCAGUGCCAGGGCCUGCCACAGGCCAUACAGCUCAGAGCCUGCCGCCCUUCGGUCCCUCAGUGCCAGGGCCUGCCACAGGCCAUACAGCUCAGAGCCUGCUGCCCUUCGGCUGCUCAACAAAACCUUGUUAAGGAGCUGCUGUGCCGCACAGGGGACACACCCACAGGCAGGCCUGGUGCUUGUGGAACUUCCACCGUCACAUGGGUAAACACACAGACCCAUAUCAGUGUAGACAUGGGCAGGUGACGCUGAGCUCCGUGAAGAAAACUCACGUGAGUGAGCACCACGUGAGCAGGGGGUGGUGUGGAUACUGAGAAAGUGGCUCUGUGUGAAGGUCCAGGACCCGUGAAAACCCCAGAGUGAGCUCUCAGCAGCAGGAAGGCCUUGGGCCCCACGGCCUAGAUGCCUCUAGUGAGUUUCCAUGAACCUGUGUGUUCAUAUUUUAACCAUGGGAUCUGAAUCAGGUCACAGACACCCGUUUAUAUUCUGCCUUUUUCCCUUAACAUUGUAUCAUGAACAUUUCAUGUUUUUAACUCUUCCUAUAAAUAUUGUAAAGGUACCUCCAUCUUAAUAAGAAUCAUGUUAAUUGGGAGAUCACUCCACACUAUGAAGAAGUAGAACAGAGAGACCCAGUAGGAAGGGACCAAGCCUUCUCAGUAGCAGGGGACAGUGAUUCCGAGAGGCUCGGGGACCUCUAGGUUGGAAGUGAGGAGUGAGCACUGCAUCCGCAUCAAGAGCAGCACCUCUGUGUGUUCCCCUCCAGCUCUGUGCAGGUGACCUCAAAUGCACGGCCAGGCCCAAGACUGGACUCACUCGGACUGUAAGCAGCGCCUGGGUGUCAUGGCAGCUCCAGUGCAGCUGUUUGCCUGCUGUAAAGCCCCCGCCAGCUCCCUAUCAUGCCUGCUGGGCAUCCCUCUCUGUCCACUCCAGCCACACCCUCCACCCUUCUGGGGGGCACAAGAGGGGUGGAGAACCCAUUGAAGGGAGUGGUGCAGGACGUGCCCAGAGGGCUCUAAUGUAGUGACAGUAAAGUGAGGAAGGACAGGCCAGGCACUGCUGGUGGCUGACCCUUCUCGUGGCUGAUGUUCAGGCAGAGGUGGACACUCCCACAUGGGGAUGUUGUCCUGCAGACCCCAGCCACAGGUGGGCACUGACUCCAAGGCCCCUUCCACAGCGGAGCCGCCACAGUGUGGGGCUCGGCAGGGCUCAGUGUCUGCCCACACGGUGCCCUUCCCACCCCUCGUCACACUGGGGAAGGACAUGGUGCUUAUUUGUUGUAAGGUGCUGCUUCUUCACACACACCCCUUUUGUUAUGAUCAACAAGGCUCACCCAUAGCAGCUGAAGAGUCGGUGGAGAAGGAAUCCUGUUUGCUGAAAGGUGAUGGAUGAAUAGUAUCCAAUGGAGCAACAAUGAAAUUGUUGCUUCUGAAGACUGUUUCUCACCUGGGGAUUGGGGACAUGGGCCCAGACAGCUAUGGGCUGGUUCACGGUCUGCUAUUUCAUUAAGAACCGUAGGAAAUGUAAAAAUAAGGCAAAGGAAUACAAAUGAAUUGAAAGGGUUCUAGAAUAUCCUUUUUAGGAAAGCAAAGAGACAGGGAAAGUGUAGUUGGUGAAGCCUGAUCACUCAUGUUCCAAGAUGAGAGGACAAAAAUUCACUUAGAGAAAGUUGACAGAGGUAGUCAGACAUCAGCAUAGUCAUCUCCACUGGUUUGGCUGAAAGGUCGGGGUGGCGCUGAGGGGACAGCAAUGAAACCCACCUGCACCAGGUGCCCCUUCGCCAUUAGAGCUUACUGCGACUGCAGUGGUGGUGGUGUGUGGUUUCACUGCUUGGUAACAGUGAGCAUAAACCCACCCUCUCUUCUCUUCUUAGAAUUUGAGGUUAACAUCGUGGUGCUUCUUCACCCUGACCACCUCAUCACGGAGAAUUUCCCGCUGAAGCUCUGCAGGAUAUAGCCCGGAGGAGGGAAGCACAGAAAACGGGAGUGGCCAUCUGGAAAUCCAGCUGGUUAUACAAAUCCUAAGGGGAGCUACAGCCAGUGGCAUAUACUUGUUUUUGUGAUUAUUCUGUAUCAGAAAUGAAACAGACCCUCAAAUUAACUUUCCUUCCUCAUUUCUUGAGGCUUCUGCUUCCAACGGGCACCUCUAAUCAGACCUUUUCUUUGAAAUUCAACAAGAUUUCUUAAUGCUAUUUGCCAAGACCAUUUCACAGAAAACAUUGACUGUGGCUCCUGCCUUACCUGUUCCUUUUUAGGUACAGUAAAACAACUGUGACAGCAGUUUGAGCUUACUGGAGAGUGGGAUCCUGGGCACAAAAGGAAACCUCUCUGACUCCCCAUAGCAAAGGGUCUGUGGCCAGUUGACAUCCGUGAUGGCUGCAGGCACACUCAAUGGUCAGCAAGUUUGCAGUCACUCGCCAAGGCAGAGCGCAAAGUGCUAGCCACUGGAAAUGCAUGACUUCCCUCCACCCCUACUCUAUUCUGUAGUUUUUUGGUUUUGUUUUUGAGACGGAGUCUCACUCUGUCGCCCAGGCUGGAGUGCAGUGGCGUGAUCUCAGCUCACUGCAACCUCCACCUCCCAAGUUCAAGCGACUCUCCUGCCUCAGCCUCCUGAGUAGUUGGAAUUACAGGUGACUGCCACCGCGCCCAGCUAAUUUUUGUAUUUUUAGUAGAGACGGGGUUUCACCGUUUUGGCCAGGCUGGUCUUGAACUCCUGACCUCGCGAUCCCCCCGCCUUGGCCUCCCAAAGUGCUGGGAUUACAGGUGUGAGCCACCACACCCAGCCUCUAGUUCUUUUUACAUUUUUCAUUAUAACUUUAAAAUUUUUAAGCAACUGGAAAAGUGUUCCUUGAUCUCAUGGGAUUUGGCUGCUGCUGAAGUGUUUCUGAAGUCUCAAGAACUGCCAUAAAAUCUCACGCUGCCAUUUUCCUGAACAUAUACAUACAUAGAGAGAGAGAGAGAGAGAGAGUUUUCCAAACUCAGACGCCCAGGCUGAGCGCACUGGCAGGAUCACAGCUCAUGGCAGCCUCAACCUCCCUGGCUGAAGCGAUCCCUCCCCUCAGCCUCCUGAGUAGCUGAGACUACAGGUGAGUGCCACCACACUCAGCUAAUUUUUAAAUUCUUUGUAGACAGGGUCUCCCUAUGUUGCCCAGGCUGGUCUUGAACUCCUAGACUCAAGUGAUCCUCCUGUCUUGGCCUCCCAAAGUGCUGAGAUUACAGGUGUGAGCCACUGUGCCCAGCAGUUUCCCAGAAUAUAUUUAAAUGCAAAGUUACAUGAGGGGAAAACAUGUAUGUUUGCUUCUGUUGUUACUGGGUAGGUUCUGAACGGCAGAGACUCACGUGCAGGGCGGGCUGGUGAAGGCCUCUCUUUGCAAAGUGGUAGCAGGAAAAGGUCCUUGACUUGAUGAACUUGGUCUGCCUCUGAGCCACUGGAGGAAGCUGUUUUGAGCCAGGGUUUUUUGGCCUGAAGCCAGCAUUUCCUCAGUCUCCCUUUGUGGUUCGAAGGAUAUGGACUAUUGCAAUACAUUUCUUCCUUCAAAUCCUGCCACUGUUUUGUUGGCCCACAAAUAGGACCUCAAAGUAAGCCAUGCUGCUUUGCACACACACUAGCCACCUUUUGUACUUUUCAUUCUGGAUGGGCUUGGCAAAAACAGGCUGAGGCCAAAGGCCUCCCAAGCUGUAUGUACUUCCAUUAUCCUGAAACAGUGUUUGGUGACAUAAUGCCAAGGGUAAACAAGCCUGAUUUAGGCACUGCUUUAUCCAGGGGCUUCACCCGUGAAAUUAAUACAACUUAUCUGAGUCACUUGAAACUUGGUUCCCAGAAAAUACAUUUCUGGUUUAUAAUCUCCUUUUAUGCUCACCUGACAUUAUUAAUUAUCCCUGACGAUGUGUUUAAACUGAGUAGCAGAAAACAGAGGCCACACUUUCUGGGAAAUUUUAAAGGAAGAAACCAUUUUUAAUGAGAUAAAAAUAUUUAAUGAAUUUAAAAAGCUAAUGACAAUUUUGAGAAAAGGUUUGGGAUGUAUAUUGCUAUGUAAUUUAAUAAACUGAUUUUAUGGAUAUAAA